AGUAUUUCUGAUAUUGACUUAUUUACCCCCAUUUUACUAACCAGAAACCUUAUCAAACCCGCACAUGCGCACUUAGCUCUUUACCGGAGCGGUAGGUACUGUGGAAGCAGCCCUAAUGGCGGAGAACGUACGGUCGCCUUUCGACUACCGGGAGCCCCCGACCCUCGACAGCGACGGAGAUGGCAGUAAGCCGCCGCCGCCCCGAGGGCGGGUAUGUGGCAGGAAGAGGAAGGGUACGCCGGUGAAAGUAUGUGACCGAGCGUACGUCACGGAGGACGAAGAGGAAAGCAUGUCGGAACACAGUUACAGUCCAGGUGACGGACAAUAUCCAGAAGGAGCAGAAGACCGGUUGCCCCCGCCUGGAAGCCCAUACUACCUCGCCGACCCCUCACAGCUAUGUGUUCCGGAGCUGGGAGAGGAGGGGGCAGGCGGGGUGAGGGGGCCAGUGCUCUUCCACCCCCCACCCAACUGCAGGAUCAGAGAGGUGCAUUGUGGGAGCCAAGUGCGACUGGUUGUCAUAGCAAUCCGAGACAUAGCCAAAGGCGAGGAGAUCACAGUGGACUACAGUUUAACCGACUGGGGAGACAACACAAUGAGUUUCCAUAGUUCGGUGUCUCCAAGAGGAUUUGAAUGCAGCUUCAACCCUGAAAACAAUAUCAAGAAGGAGGAGGAGUCUGGUCCGAUGCCCCUCUCUCUGACCGUCUCAGACUACCUCACCCCGUCGUGGUCACUCUCACCCUCCUCCUCCCCGCUUUCCCACUCGGAGGCCAGCGACUCAGACCGUGAGGAUGAGGAGGACGAGGAAGAGGAGGACGAAGACGAGGAUGAGGAAGAAGAGGACGACCUGGAGGAGCUGCGGGGACGCAUGAUGCGUCGCCGCAAGAAGCGCAAGACAUCUGCGUCCGUAGCAACCGCUGCUGCUACUGCUACUGCUACCAACGCGGCCGCCGCCGCUUCGACCUCCUCCUCCCCGGUGCCCAAAAAGAAGGCAUCUGCCGGCCGGCCGCCCGGCCCACAUCGGGGCCCCUCCCUCGCCUUCUCUCGCUCUGCCUCUAGCUCCGCCUCCCCCUCCAAGGCAUCCACCACGGCUUUCCAGGCCCCCUUGGCACCGCCCCCCACCACCAACAUCAACAACAACAUAAACAUCAACAUCGGGCACCGCGGCAGCCUCGGCAGCGCCCCCCGCAGGCAGCACUGUGUCUACUGCGGCCGCAACUUCCGCUCAUUGGCGCGCCACCUGGAGAAGUACCACGCCCAGCAGCCAGAAGUGCGUGCAGCCAUGGAGCUGGCCCACAUGCGCUCCCACAGCACCACCACCGGCGGACCGCACUCUUCCUCCGCCGCGCCGUCCUCUUCCUCCUCGGCCGCCGCGCACUCCACCUUCGCCUCACCGCAGCCCUCGUCCUCCUCGUCUGCCACGGCCCCGGCCUCGCUGUUUUCCCGAGAGAACGCUCAAGGUCCUGGAGCGGUGUCGUUCUCCCUCUCUCUGUCGCAACCCUCACGAAAGACCCCUGCGGCCCCCCUGGCGCAGAACCGUAAGGGCACUGUCACCAUGGCGCCGCUCAACACUCAGCCUGGCAAGAGCCCCCCUGUUGCUGCAGCCACAGCCUCUGCCGCUGCUGCAGUGCGGCCUCCUGCCAAGAGGGGGCGCCGGCCGAAGAAGGAAAAGGAGGAGCAGCUGAAGCAGGAAGAGCUGGAGCGUGCUAAAGAGGAGGCGCCACCCACACCCGGCCGAGGAGAGGAGGAAGAGGAGGAGGAAGCACACCAUGAAGAGGAGGAGGAAGAGGAGGAGGGCGACGGAGAAGCGGAGCUCAGCGACGGGCGGGAAGAGGAGAGUCUGGACGGGAAGAAUGGAGAGAUGACCAGGUCUCACCGGACCCACAUGCCCCCGCUGCUCUCGUCCCUGUCCUGCCUGGUGUUGUACCUGCGUCGGCAGCAGCACUCGGCCUUCCUGUCGCUGUCGCGCUCGCCCGGCUCGGCCGAGGCCUGGCGCCUGCUGUGCCACUCCAGCCUGGCGCUGCUCAUCCUCUACAACCGUCACCGCGAAUGCGAGGUGGCCAAGCUCACCAUCCAGGAGUACCGCAACCGUUUCACUCCGCCGCCACCCCCCAUGUCCUCCUCCGCCACGGGCUCAACCGCCACCAACGGCGCCAGCAGCAAUGGUACCGGCGCCGGCGGCAGCACGUCUUCUGGGCCGGCGGCGGCACACCCUCUGGAGGUGUCACUGUCUCCGUUCGAGCGGCACGUGUUGUGCCACCUGCCACGGGCAGGUGUGGUGGGCAAGCGGGGCCGCAUGCAGCCGCUCAUCUUGCCUCCGCACUCCGAGGCCUGCCUGGAGCUGCUGCUCAGCACCUGCGCGCAGGUGGGCGUCGACCCGCAGAGCCCUUACGUCUUCUCGCGACCGUACCACUCGCCUGCCACCCCGCUGCGUGGCACCGACCUGCUGCGAGGCCUCGCACGCUCCAGCGGAGCCAAGAACCCGGCCGCCCUGACUGCGCCACGCGCUCGACGACAGGUGGCCAUCCUAACCCAGCUGCUACUGCUGGAAGAGGGCGAAAGGAAGAGGCUUGAGGACUUCCUGCAGCGCGAGUACCAUGUGACACAGAGCUGUGCUCGGAUUGGCCAGGACCCGGGGCUGAUGGGCCGUGUGGGUCGUGUGGUGCUGUACGGGGAGAGAGACGGAGUCCUCUUCAGGGGGAUGAGCCUCCAACAGAUCUGCCUCGAACUUGAUGUGAUGUCGGGGAACUCUGCUGACUCGUUCUCGGACGACUCGGACGUGGACGCAGAGAAGGGCAAGGAGCGGCCGGAGGUAGUCAAGAAGGGUGCAGGAGGGGGCAGUGCCGCCGCCAAGAAGAAAGGGGGCGGCUCACAGUCUGCUGCAGUCACCCCCGCGGGGCACAAGAGGAGAAGCGCUCAGCCCAAAUCAGGCAAGCGUGGCGUGCUGAAGCGGCCGUGGUCGGAGGCGGAGCGCGUGGCUGUGGAGACGCACCUGAAGCGCAACAUCAUGGAGCUUCGGGUGCCGGCGAAGGCGGACUGCGAGCGCUGCCUCCAGCUCUGCCCCCUGCUGGUGACCAACCAGCGUGACUGGCGCGCCAUCAAGUUCUACUGCCACAACCGCAUCCAGCUGCUGAAGAAGCAGGGCCGCCGCGAGGCCAACGGAGCCGCUGUCUGCUAGCUUGCUACCACCACACACACACACACACACACACACACACACACACACACACACACACAAGCGCGCGCGCACACGCAUACACACGCACUUGCGUGUGUGUGUGUCCAUUCUUACACACUGACGGAGACCUAUACAUACACAUCCACGCAGCGAGCCCUAUACAUCCAUGCAAACAUACAUAAACAUGUUCAUGUUGUACACAUACACUCAGUUACGAAAGAGUAUAUAUAAUAUAUAGAUGUACAUUCUCUCUCU
This is a messenger RNA of Clupea harengus (Atlantic herring), 3430 nucleotides long. RefSeq lists its product as uncharacterized. Gene Ontology annotation, molecular function: protein binding. NCBI's taxonomy places the organism in Eukaryota, Metazoa, Chordata, Actinopteri, Clupeiformes, Clupeidae. The record is from RefSeq and is a predicted model, not a curated record.